Gracilinanus agilis (Agile Gracile Mouse Opossum) is the source of this 2234-nucleotide messenger RNA. Its product is annotated as clathrin interactor 1-like. Gene Ontology annotation, molecular function: clathrin binding; phospholipid binding. Gene Ontology annotation, cellular component: plasma membrane; endosome; clathrin vesicle coat. The record is from RefSeq and is a predicted model, not a curated record. Lineage: Eukaryota; Metazoa; Chordata; Mammalia; Didelphimorphia; Didelphidae. Gene Ontology annotation, biological process: endocytosis.
UGCUGUGGUAGAGGAAGGAGUGAAGGGGCCAGUUCGAGGUAGCGGCGGCGGGUGGCGACGGCGCCGGAGACAUCACCCCCGGCCCCGACCUGCCCCUGCUCCCGCACGCAAGUGCCCCUGGGUCUGCGGGGAGCAGGAGGAGGAGGAAGCGGCGGAGGCCCAACUCCCGUGGGGCAAGAUGUUGAACAUGUGGAAGGUCUGGGAGCUGGUGGACAAAGCCACCAAUGUGGUUAUGAAUUAUUCAGAGAUUGAGUCUAAGGUUCGAGAGGCAACCAACGAUGAUCCUUGGGGACCUUCUGGGCAACUCAUGGGAGAGAUUGCCAGGGCCACAUUUAUGUAUGAACAGUUUUCUGAACUUAUGAACAUGCUUUGGACCCGAAUGUUGAAAGAUAACAAAAAGAACUGGAGAAGAGUCUAUAAGUCGUUGCUGCUCCUAGCUUACCUCAUAAGGAACGGAUCAGAGCGUGUUGUUACAAGUGCCAGAGAACACAUUUAUGAUUUGCGAUCCCUGGAAAAUUACCACUUUGUAGAUGAAAAUGGCAAGGACCAAGGUAUAAAUAUACGCCAAAAGGUGAAAGAAAUGGUAGAAUUUGCCCAAGAUGAUGAUAGACUUCGAGAAGAGAGAAAGAAGGCAAAGAAGAACAAAGACAAAUAUGUUGGGGUUUCUUCAGACAGUGUUGGAGGGUUCAGAUAUGGUGAAAGGUAUGAUCCUGAGCCAAAAUCAAAAUGGGACGAAGAGUGGGAUAAAAACAAGAGUGCUUUUCCAUUCAGUGAUAAAUUAGGUGAGCUGAGUGAUAAAAUUGGAAGCACAAUUGACGACACCAUCAGCAAGUUCCGCAGGAAAGAUAGAGAAGACUCCCCAGAAAGAUGCAGUGACAGUGAUGAAGAAAAGAAAGCAAGAAGAGGCAAAUCUCCCAAGAAUGAAUUUAAAGAUGAAGAGGAAACUGUAACGACAAAACACAUACACAUUACACAAGCCACAGAGACAACCACCACUAGACACAAACGCACAGCAAAUCCUUCCAAAACCAUUGAUCUUGGAGCAGCAGCACAUUACACAGGGGACAAAGCAAGUCCAGAUCAAAAUGCUACAACUCAUACACCUCAGUCUUCAAUAAAGACUUCAGUGCCUAGCAGCAAAUCAUCUGGUGACCUUGUUGAUCUACUGUUUGAUGGCACUAGCCAACCAACAGGUGGAUCAGCUGAUCUGUUUGGAGGAUUUGCUGACUUUGGAUCAGCUGCUGCAUCAGGAAACUUUCCUUCACAAGGUUCAGCAACAAGUGGGAAUGGAGACUUUGGUGAUUGGAGUGCCUUCAACCAAGCUUCUUCGGGUCCCAUGACUCCUAGUGGAGAGCUUUUCAGUAGCCCCUCCCAGCCAGCUGUGGAACUCAGUAGCUCACAGCCAACUCUGAGUCAGCCUUCAGCAGCCUCAAAUACUUCAGACCUAUUUGAUUUAAUGGGCUCCUCCCAGGGAACCAUAACAUCUUCCCAAAGUAUGAAUUUCUCUAUGAUGAGCACUAAUACGGUGGGCCUUGGUUUACCCAUGUCACGGUCACAGCCUUUACAAAAUGUUAGCACAGUGCUGCAGAAGUCUAAUCCUCUCUAUACUCAGAAUACAGAUAUGGUCCAGAAAUCAGUCAGCAAAACCCUGCCAUCUACUUGGUCGGACCCCAGUGUAAACAUUAGCCUGGACAACCUACUACCUGGUAUGCAGCCUUCCAAACCCCAGCAGCCAUCUCUUAAUACAAUGAUUCAGCAACAAAAUAUGCAACAGCCUAUGAAUGUGAUGACCCAAAGUUUUGGAGCUGUGAACCUAAGCUCACCACCGAAUAUGAUCCCUGUCCGGCCUCAGACCAAUACCUUGAUGGGGGGACCCAUGCCUGUGGGCAUGCCUAAUGUGAUGACUGGCACAAUGGGCAUUGCCUCUCUUGGAAAUACUCCUUUGAUGAACCAGGGAAUGAUGGGAAUGAAUGUGAACAUGGGAAUGCCUUCUACGGGGCUGGGAUUAACAGGCCCAAUGGGCAUGGGAGUGCCCAGUCUAGCCAUGGCUUCUGGAACUGUACAACCCAAGCAAGAUGCCUUUGCAAACUUUGCCAACUUUAGCAAAUAAGAGUUUAUAAAGAACCAGAUUGAAUGAAGGAUUUUUAGCUGCAGAGAGAGGUGAUGUUGGGGUGGAAAAUGCUGAUCAGUACCCUUUUCUUUUACCAAUUACUAAAAAUGAACCUGCAUAAAAA